This is a messenger RNA of Eucalyptus grandis, 909 nucleotides long. Its product is annotated as NAC domain-containing protein 83-like. NCBI's taxonomy places the organism in Eukaryota, Viridiplantae, Streptophyta, Magnoliopsida, Myrtales, Myrtaceae. Gene Ontology annotation, biological process: regulation of DNA-templated transcription. The record is from RefSeq and is a predicted model, not a curated record. Gene Ontology annotation, molecular function: DNA binding. Bases 1 to 909 code for a protein of 302 amino acids. The transcript has 3 exons.
AUGCUGAACCGAAGCGCAGGAUUACUGAGCUCACUCCCUCCCGGAUGCAGAUUCCUUCCCACCGAUGAGGAGUUUCUGGAGCACUACCUGAAGCGCCAGAUUCUUGAACAGCCACCCGACAAAGACCACCCCAUCAUCCUACCAAAGGUCGAUGUAUACGAUCUCGAGCCUCAGGAAUUAUCCUCUCGGUUUGGUGACAUGUUCGGUGGCAAGGAGCUGUUUUUGUUUUGUUCCUUGAAGCGGAAGUACUUGAAAGGCAACCGGUCGAACCGGAGAACCAAAACCGGUUACUGGAAACAGACGGGCUACCCAUGUGCCAUCGUGAGCGAGCAGAGUAGUGCACUGAUGGGAGAAAAGAAGACACUAGUGUUCCAUGAAAGCAGUAUGCGUCAAGGCAAAAGGACCAGCUGGGUCAUGUACGAGUAUCACCUAAACCCGAAGUUUUUGGGCAAUGAUCAUGAUGAAAAUGAGAGAAUGCCUUAUGUGGCGUGUAGGAUAAAGAACAACAAGGACAACAAACUGAUUAUGGGUGUCGCUCCGACCUAUGUCAAUCAAGAAGGGAACCAUUCGAGCUACUGUAACAAUCAUAACAAUGAAGCUGCUGAUGACCAUGAAGCUGUUGACGCUCAACCUGAGCAGUCAGGUGAAGAGUUCUGGGAAUCACUCCCUGAGAUUGAGCCACUGGGUGACAUUUCAUCAUACUGCAACACCACAUCAACCCAUCAGCUCCAGGCAGGAGUAGAGGAAGGCUUGUCGUCCAUACUUGAUUUCUCAAAUGACAAGGAUGGCAACGAGCCCAACUUUGGGUACAUGCCAUCCCCACGCAGCAAUCCCGCAAUCUAUACUGAUAGCUGCUUGAUGUGUUCGAUGGACUUCCCUCCAAAAAUGUGCUUCCAUAGUCGAUCAUAA